AUGUCCUUCUGGCCAAGCGUCGGUCAGCCAAAUUGGAAGCAGGUCGCGUUUGCGAUUGGGGGUCAUGCAGAGAUUAGGGACGUGAAGAGUCCCACACAGGGAGUGAAGGGCUCCAGGACAAAGGAAAGUGUGCGGAGCGUAUCUUAUAGCUCCUCAGGCAGACAAAGUGCCGACUCCUCUGAUCUCUUCCCUUCUCGGGAUGUACGACGUUCUGUUGACAAACAUUACGGCUUCAUUGGCUCGAAUAGGAUCGAGUAUUUCUCGCACAUCCAAGACGCAGCCACUCACCGCGCAACAGAGGCGUUCUGCACGUUAACGCACAGUACUCAGGUGACCUUCGGGCUGCAGUCGACUUAA
Sporothrix schenckii 1099-18 is the source of this 357-nucleotide messenger RNA. RefSeq lists its product as uncharacterized. Bases 1 to 357 code for a protein of 118 amino acids. The transcript has a single exon. The record is from RefSeq and is a predicted model, not a curated record. Lineage: Eukaryota; Fungi; Ascomycota; Sordariomycetes; Ophiostomatales; Ophiostomataceae.